ACUUUCAUAAGUUGACCACAUCGCAAACAAAAGUGAGUAUGCUUUGUAAAGCACCGUAUAAAGAAAUAAUAUCUGAAUUGGUAACUGGAAAAAUCAGUUGCAACUGUCAGUCUUUCAUCUGAAGCUAGAAAUCUUUCAAAUUUAAAAAAUGGCUAGUGUACUCUUUGGUUUGACUGUUGCCAUGAUCUCAGCACCUGUAUUAUCUGACAUCAGCACUCUUCUGCCAUCGAGUCCCUCAGAAGGUCAGACAACCAGCGACCUGCUACUAGAUGUAACUACAAAUGUCUCUUGUGAAAACUACUCCACGAGCAGUCCGUCCAGCAAGGAUGUCACACAAGUCACGCUUAUCGCAAAAGAACAAAGCAGUGGAAGCCCACCUACUGAUAUGAUGAACUCGACAUUGACGACUGGAACUUAUUUGAAAACUUUUGUGGUGGAUAUUUCUGUCUGUACAAACGGUACCUACAAAGACAUCCUCGCCAGUAAUGGCUCUGUCAUCAUCAUCACAUCCUCCAGUUAUUUUCUAGGAGCAGUGAGUUGUUCCUGGCGCGUGGUUGUGCCUGAAGGAAAAUAUAUUUACAUGGAGUUUGACGAAUUUCGACUCGGAGAAUACCGCCCUUGUCUCGAAUCUUCCCAGAAAUAUUUGAAAGCUUCUGUGAAAGCUCGAGACGAUACAAAUAUAAUUUUUCAGUGCGACGAGAACUUGGGGGUCCCAACCUCAGCUGUAUCCUCAUCGAACGAAUUAUAUUUCAACUAUGCCCACACCAAUCAAACAAGCAAGAACGAGCCGAUGAUUCGAUUCCGGUUCAACGCAACAGACUUGUCUUGGCGAGAGAACCUGCCAACCUUUUUCACCACAAACGAGACCGGGUACAUUGAGUCGCCGGGUUACGACGGAAAAAGAAGCUACCCGCACUAUAUCAACGCAUCCACCCAGUUAACCGUGCCACCCGGAUAUGUCGUCAUGAUCAGUUUCCUCCGCUUUGACCUAGAGGAUCAUCGCAUUUGCUACUAUGAUUAUCUGACCCUCUCGCAGUUGGACAGGAUAAUAAGACCACAGUACUCUGGAAGAUGUGUGGCACUAAAGACAUAGAUGUUAAAGUGUAUAACGAAACCCUGACAUUCAACUUCCGGUCAGACUACAUCUACGCAAAGACUGGCUUCAAGAUGUUGUUCUCGUUUCAUCCCGUGUCGCAGACGCCUCAAGAAGUGGAGCCGGGUGUGUUUAACUGCUCUGUUCCUUACUUUCACAGAUUUCAAGUCCACAUGAAAUGCAAUCUUGCUAAAGAAUGUGUAAACAACGAGGACGAGGCAAACUGUAAGUACGCGUCUGAGGAGUGCGGGGUGGGUCUCAUCGACAGUGGGACUAAGUGUCUUUCUUACAGAAACCCCAAGAAAAACAUCACCUGGAACGAAGCGUAUUCCACGUGUACGAACGAAGGUAAGACCCUGAUGACCAUAAAGACACCUCAAGAAUGGACUACCUUUCAAAAUAUUGUCAGUUUGGGUAAAAGAUCAACGGUUAUGUUUGUGGGUCUCAGCACUGCCCAGUCCACUAUGGUGGAUAUGUAUAAAGAUGUACUACAGUGGUCAGACAGAACCAUGGCCUACUACGUCCGCACCGACUCACAGGAGAUUUCCGUCCCGUCCUGCCUGUAUCUCCCAGGUGGCUACAAAGAGAAACUUUCCUUUAUGUCUUGUAACGAACAAACAUCUGCUUAUUUCUUAUGUGAAAGGGAGAAGGACAUAAAUAAACAAAAGCAAAGUGUAGAGUUGUCUAGCAACCUUACAGAUGUGUUUCAGACAAGACUAACCUUGGUAGAAUGCCCUGAUCAUCACAUGACACAAGACUACUUGAUAUGUGAUAUGGAGAGCAGAUGUGGGUUGGAAGAGUUUCAUGCUUCGUGCCCAGUCCACAACACGGAUCUCUGGAUUUCGAUGUUUUUUUGUGACGACACGACGCAGACGAUUCCUUACUCGCUCGUCUGUGACCACCGAGGUGACUGCUCAGAUGGCUCCGAUGAAAGAUUCUGCGAGUUUGCAGACUGCACGGGUUUCCAGUGUAGAAACCGACAGUGUAUAUCUUUAAGUGAUCAGUGCGACAACAUGCAGCAUUGUGUCGAUCAUUCUGAUGAGGAGUGUCCAAAAAUCGUCCCGGAGGUGAAGUCAUCGCUGCCACCCCCAGCCGUCGUACAGCUUAAUGGACGUGGUAGCUACAACAUUACAGCCCUCAACUCCACUCAACCAUGUCCUGAGACUCACUUCCGCUGUCCAUAUGGCGGCUAUUGCCUACCUGUGUACCUGCGGUGCAACGGCGUGGAUGACUGUCCUGAUCGCGAGGACGAGAUGAACUGCGAGACUUACACGUGUCCCGGUUUCUACCGCUGUCGGGCCUCUAGGGUGUGUUUACAUCCCACACACGUGUGUGAUGGUGUGUUCCAGUGUCCUCAGCAGGACGACGAGAAACUGUGUCAUCUAGAAUGUCCCCUUGAGAGCUGCAGGUGCCAGGGUCUGGCUUUUGUUUGCUUGAAGCCUUUCAAUGCUAGUAACUAUACAGAUCUUCGAUAUGUUGAUGCAUCUGGGACAGGCAUGUCUCCCGGCGAAUUUUCUCGAAUGUUUUACCUGUCUAGUCUUACAUUGUCCAGGUGUGGUCUUCACAGCAUCUCAAACAUGUCACUCCCUAAUCUUAAUAUACUAGAUCUUAGUUAUAAUAUGAUAUCUUCUGUCGACAUGUUUGUCUUUUCGAGGUUGAAAAAUUUGAAAGAACUGCGCUUGCUCGGUAAUCCUCUUGUUGUGUUUAAAAGUAGCUCUUCUUCUUGGACGCUAGCACGCUUUAAAAGCAUCAACCUCUCUGGAACAAAAAUACAAGUUUAUAAUGGUGAAGUGCUUACAUGUUGUUCUCGUCUGCAAACUCUAAAUCUCUCGAACACCGAACUAGAUACUGUUACCGAAGGAGGUUUUACGACAACACCCCUUCUUGCAGAGCUUGACAUGAGUGGGUCCCCUUUAGAAACAUUUCCCUACAACAUGUUUCGGAGAAUGUCAUCACUAAAGUAUGUUCAUGCUGACAACUUCAAGGUCUGCUGCAGAGCCGCUCUCCCUGAAACUUUCAAUGAGCGAAACUGCUUUACACAGAAAGACGAAUUGUCAUCAUGCGAGGACCUACUACAGUCCCACUGGUUCCGAGCCUUUUUGUGGAUUUUUGCUGUGCUGGCCAUUCUUGGGAACGGUGGCAGCUUUGUGGCACGAAUAUUUUUUCAGAAUCAAGCUGCCAACCAAGCAAGUUACAAUAUAUUCGUCAGCAACCUGUGCUUUGCAGACUUCCUAAUGGGCAUAUAUCUGACUAUCAUUGGCUCCGCUGACCACGUGUACCGCGGGAGCUACUUGUGGCACGACCACGAAUGGAAGACAAGCCUGACCUGUAAGGUGGCCGGCUUUCUGUCUCUUUUGUCCAAUGAGGUGUCUGCUUUUAUGAUCUGCCUCAUCACGAUGGACCGUUUUCUUGUCAUACGCUUCCCCUUCAGCAGAUUUCGUUUCAAAAGCGGGUCUGCAGCCGUGGCCUGUAGCAUUGCCUGGGUAGUGGGCGCGGCCCUUGCCACGGUACCCUUGCUUCCAGUCACAUCACACUGGGAGUUCUACAGUCAGACCGGCAUCUGCACUCCACUUCCGAUUAUUAGAAAGAGCUUCAAAGGACAGGACUACUCAUUUGGAGUAGUCAUUGUUCUUAAUUUUGUUUUGUUUUUGUUGAUAGCUGUAGGCCAGUUGAUUAUCUACAUUUCCGUUCGCGCCAACUCCAUGAGCGCUGCUAAACGGAAAACAUCGAGAGAUCUGGCCAUUGCCCGCCGCUUGAUGACAAUCGUCCUGUCCGACUUUUUAUGCUGGUUUCCAAUCGGACUUCUGGGGCUACUGGCUGCAAGGGGAACUCCUAUUCCUGGAGAGGUUAGUGUAGCAAUGGCCAUUUUCAUUCUGCCCUUCAACUCUGCUCUGAACCCUUUCCUCUACACAUUCAACAUUCUGAUGGAGAAACGCAGAAAAAUCGUGGAAGCCCGCAUGAUGGAGCGUCUUGAGAUGCGCCUUACGACAGAAAUUGUUUCUCGCCAGGACCCAGGAGUGUACAAGAUCUCGUCGCCUAUAUCCAAGCAAGCCGCCAUGGAUCAGAUCAUCAUGUGGAUAGAUAACGACAUCAUUUCCACUGAUGCUAUUAUUUCGCAUAUCCGUAAAAGAGAAGGAGUAAACCCUCGACGCCUUGACUCAAAGUCUCCAAAAGGCCAGCCUCUUAGAAAAGUGGACGCCAUGGACGUUCUUCGAUCUUGGCUUCACACUCAACUGCUCACGUCCGGCGAGGUUGUAUCUUUAGCAAUGGACUGCCGCACACAGAUACCGUGAAUACACGUGGCACAAAUACACAAAUACACUGUCAGUCACAAUCGUGGAGUAGUUCAUGUAACAAACAAUUAGCUAAUAAGGACAGAAAAACAAAAGCAGGACUGUAGCGAAAGACAUUCAGUUACAGUUUGAACGGAUGGGAAAGGCAUCGACUGUGAAAUGAAUCCAUCUCUUAAGUGGAUAUGUCGUUUAAAGUAUAUUUUUCUUUGCUUGUAGUCACAGAUGACCAUGAAAGUUUACCUUAAGAAUGAAAAUCUUAAUACAAGCAUCGGAUAAUAUUAAAUGAAAUUAGCAAAAAUUAUGGGUUUCCAAAGACUUGAUUUUAAAGCACAUCUGGCCUGCGAAAUAGUAGAUGAAGAACAAGAACAAGAACAAGAAGAAUAUAUAAUUAUAUCCUUUAUAAGGAAUACAAUGAAACAUUAAAAUGUUUGAAAUUUGUUUGUCCGUCGUGAAGCAGCCCUGAUUAUCUUUUUCUGUCGUUGUGGUGAAAGAUAAACAAAGGGUGACAGAUUUCAAGGAAAUUGCCUAAUUAAUCUGCACAUUUAAUUAAAGUAUCUCAGCUGGAAUACAAUUUACAGCGAAAUGAGAAUACAAAUCCCACAGCAAUGUAAAUAACCGGUCUGUCAGCUACACCAAUUAUUUUAUGUCCCCUGGCUGCUGAGUGUCAAUAGUUUCCUUUAUCCAUCUAGCCGUUUGUCACGACCUGACGUCGGUAAUCUGACAUGGCGCAUUCUCACCAAACGUCACAUACCGGCAUUCGUGCAUUGCGCAUUCUUUUUAAAUGAAAAACACGAGAUCACUUCCAGGUUGGGACGUCCGUUUGUUAAUACACACCAAAACUUCACAAUACAUAACAAUGCAUACAACUUUCAACCAGAACAGUUUAAAUCAACGCUCAGCAAGCACCUUAAAUCUCUAAGGGUGCACUUCACAGACUAAGGGUGCACAUGCACCGCUACUUAAUACCAAUGUCUGAGUCUUUCAGUUCGCUUCUCGAAGGGUCUCAGUUACUUAUUAACAGUUCAAACAGCUCUUACCCUGAUCAUCCUUUAAACGGCAUGAACGUCACAUUGUCCCUUCCACCUGGGUGCCGAAGGUACUCAGUCUCUGGGCACCUGCUCACACUCGUCAAGUCUCUCUUGACUUUCUCACGUCGAGCUAGUCGUUCCCACACACACAGCAGUGGAGUUGCAGAAGACACUCUCUCACUCCCCGCACACAGCAGUGGAGUUGCUGAAGACAGGCCUCCUGUCGGCGCUUCUGUCGUCGAAACGCCCUCAAGCUGUUCCGGAAGAUGGGGGGGGGGGUUCCUCUCCUCAGGCCACCAUCAUUCCUGUUACUGGUGUUGUCGUCGUCGACGUCGACUCCGGCUGACAAAACCUCUAGCCGUUCCGAGCCCGGCGCCGCACUCCCCCGCACACAGCAGAAGAGUCACUCUCCGCACACAGCAGAAACUUGGAGACUCUACAAUGUCUCCGGUACACGACACACCUCGCUCGCACCUCCAAACAGCUUCUUCUCGGACACACUCUCUGUGUUAAUCCAAAAACAAGUGUCUCUCCCCCUGAGCCUUUCUACCCUCCUCUAUAUAUACACCCUCUGUCACAAUCGACACGGGGUGAGCUCUACAUGCUUCGCACGUGAGGUCCGAAACUCAUGGGGGUAUCCAAAAAUCACGAGGCCCACAAUUUCCACUAACAUUAGGACAUUCACAAGUGACAACCUUCCAUCCCCUUCCACCAAACUAAGGCGGGAUCAUGGGAAAAAAAACAAAACUAAGGAGGCACGGACUGGUCCGUGACACCGUUAUAUCUGAUUGUAUUGACACAUUUCUAGUUGCUACUGGCCUUUGCAGAGUCUCCAGUCGGAGGAAAUUGUCAGAAUUAUCCGUUUAUGACUGGUGAGUAAAACACGAAUCUGACAUUUUAGAUAGAAUUCCAUUAUCUAUCUGGCGUUUUAAAUUUAAGCAACUUUAAGAUGUACAACCUUUUUUCAAGUCCUUGUUAUUUUACAAUUUGGUUAAGGUUGCAGGUAGGCAGCAGGUAGUUAAGUAUGUAGUGUAUCGCCCUGCAACAAGAUUCACCACAACCCAUGUCAAUGGUACUUUGCGGUUGCAUCACAUUGCCCAUAGUUUACAUACAGAUUUUAUUUUACUGACCAAAGUCAUUGUGCAGAACACUAUUCUGUUUUAGGGCCGAUGAAAGGGUCGAUAUCUCAUCAGAAAUUUCUCUUAGGAAACGUUUUUCACAACAAAGGAUUAAACCAAAAACCAUUUCCUUAGGAAACAUUUUUUGUGUGACAGCAAAUAUUCACAAAACUGUUUAUACGAACUGAACAAAGUUUGAAAGGAUUGUGAAACAACAAUCUGUAACAUACUCUUUUUAAAAUAAGAAAACUUAAAGAGCUUGUAGAGUAAAUUUUAAAGUAUUCGGACAUGGAUGGCAUGUCGAAUGAAGUUGUGCAUUAUAAUAUUCACAGAAAUCCACAUUUUCUCAAAUAGAUGCUAACUCUGUUGACCUUAUGUUGGCGUUCGUGUUGGUGGUCCUAUAUUUAUGUUGGCGUUAUUUCGUACAAAUUUGAUGUUUAUGUCCUUUCAUUUUUAUUAUAGCGUAUGAUGUUCGUUGUGGCGACCAUUAGACUUUAACUUUUCUGAGAAUGGUGCAAGUGUAGUUUUCACCCAACACAUUUAUUUACAAUAUAUUUGUGUUGAGUGUCUAUUACUGAACCAUACAUUGUGUUAGGUGACAGUCAAAAACUCUGUAAAUUAUGUAUUACAAAGGUAUGUAACAGACACUGGAUACAAAUCAUUUGUUGUAAAAUCAUCUUGGUGGAAUUUAAUCUUUUUUCUAAUUUAUUUUUAUUUUAUAGCAAAAUCUCGAUGUCCAGAAACUAUUCUUUAUGGAAGAUUCUUACCGGAAAAUGUCCUAUUGACUAGAAACUGAGAAAAUUGUAAAGCGGUUUAUAUUGAUAUCUUCUCCUGUGUUAUGUCACAGCAGUCUGGCGAAUUGUAUGAACAGCUAGGGAAGAGUUGUAGAUGUUGGGUGGGUUCAAGAACAGAGAGAGAGAGAGAGAACAAAUGAGGAAAUUGUUUUUUACGAGGAUAACAGAAUAAGCAAAUAAGUUUUUUUUUACACCUAGCCGUCGGACUAAUUAGUAGAAAAAAAAACAUUACAUUAAUUUAGAACAAGGCACUCAACAGAACGGAAGAAAAAUAGAAAGAAGUAUCUUUGAAUUCUUUAACAUUGAAAAGAAUGAAAUUCUCCGAAAGUCACGAAAAUUAAGGGAUCUCUCAUGAAUGAGAGUUAGUACAUGUCAGUACCUAUCAUCUUGCGGUUGUGUCCGAAAUAAAAAAAAAGGUAAGCUCUACGUCUGCAAUAAUGAUUACUGUUAUUGUUAAAAAUCCUGCUUUAAGUGUAUCUUUCUCGUGACUUGCUUUGUGUGAAAAUGCCAGUAAAGUAAUAUAUGUAUCACAAAUGUGUUGUUUGCUUUAGGUGUGUGUAUGAUCAAAAGAGAGAGAAAAUAUGCGUGAGAGAGAGAGAGAGAAAGAGAGAGAGCACGUUUACACGUGAAAGUAUAUAGAAAUUUAAAAAACCCAUGCACCGACCGAUAAAAUAAAGGGAAUCAUAAAAAAUUAGGUUUUCCGCUUUAAUUUUUUUUUUUUAGGUAGGGUUGUUUUCCGCAAAGAGCUCUUGAUGACAUACAUGAUGUCAAGCUGUUUACAAAAGUCUAACAUCAAUGAACUGCAAAAAUAAUGAAUUAAAUGUGCGUGAAUU
This is a messenger RNA of Pomacea canaliculata, 8159 nucleotides long. Its product is annotated as G-protein coupled receptor GRL101-like. Gene Ontology annotation, cellular component: membrane. Lineage: Eukaryota; Metazoa; Mollusca; Gastropoda; Architaenioglossa; Ampullariidae. The record is from RefSeq and is a predicted model, not a curated record. The transcript has a single exon. Gene Ontology annotation, molecular function: G protein-coupled receptor activity; protein binding. Bases 1072 to 4386 code for a protein of 1104 amino acids. Gene Ontology annotation, biological process: G protein-coupled receptor signaling pathway.